Molecule: messenger RNA, 654 nt
Organism: Rhizophagus irregularis DAOM 181602=DAOM 197198
Lineage: Eukaryota; Fungi; Glomeromycota; Glomeromycetes; Glomerales; Glomeraceae
Source: RefSeq, a predicted model, not a curated record
AUGAGUAAUAAAAAAUCGACCAAAUACGAAGUUCCGUUCUUUAAAGUACCAUUUCCACCAGAAGUGACGGUGGAAGAGAUCUUAGCAACUAGGUCAGAUGAUAAACUUAAGUCGAGAGCUCCCAAUCGAUACCUAAUUUACAGGAUCGCAUUUCUUAAGGAGCUGAGGAAACGAACUAAUGAUAAUGUGCCCAUGACGAAGAUAUCAGGUCAUAUCAGCUCGUUGUGGCAUAAUGAAUCAGCUGUAGUGAGGGAUGCUUAUAAAAAUUUGUCUGACCAAGUAGAAGAUCGCCUAAAGGAAAUAAGGCAGAAGGAAAAGUUAGUGAUGAUCACUGAAUUUCCAAACGAGUCUCAGGAUCUACAAGAUUCGCCAUCUGAAAUGGACAUUCCACUCUUUCCACUCUUUUCUAAUCCACAGCCCCUGCAACCACUACAUCCGCAACACCCGCAACACCCGUCUCCAUUAAGUCCAUUCGUUACCGAAAAUCAUUUACUGGUUAAUCAAGAUUAUACUCCAGUUUUUUAUUUUGAUCCUCUUCCUUAUCAAUUUUUUGAUGACUAUAUACAAACUGACUUCGAAAUGCCAAUAUAUCCUUAUCCUAUCGAUUCAUGUUUAUGCGAAACAUGCUGGAGUAAUUUUAACAAUCAGUUUUGA